Messenger RNA from Limulus polyphemus (Atlantic horseshoe crab), 3269 nucleotides. RefSeq names its product calcium-binding mitochondrial carrier protein SCaMC-2-like. Gene Ontology annotation, molecular function: ATP transmembrane transporter activity; calcium ion binding. NCBI's taxonomy places the organism in Eukaryota, Metazoa, Arthropoda, Merostomata, Xiphosura, Limulidae. The record is from RefSeq and is a predicted model, not a curated record. The coding region runs from base 175 to 1551 and encodes 458 amino acids. Gene Ontology annotation, biological process: transmembrane transport. The transcript has 10 exons.
GGCUGUUAAGAAACUGAAUGGGGUUUUGGUGUUGGGAUUUAAUUUUAAACGUGUUGUGUAGUGUGGGGCGGGCGGCUUCUGUUUUUAUUUUACACACACACACAUAUAUAUAUAGAUAUUUUUAAUGAAUAGAAAUCAUUGUUUAAUUUGUCGCAUUUUCUACGGUAAAAUAACAUGGCGAGCUUACAAAAUACUUCUUUUGAUCAACCUCAACAUUAUCGCCAAGGGCUCCCUUCAGAAGAAGAACGAUUGGAAAGGUUCAAGUAUCUGGAUAUUGACAAAGAUGGCAGGGUUGGUUUUGGAGAUCUUUCAGAAGCUGUUCAAAGAAUGGGUUUACCUCAUAUCCCAAACCGUAUAGAGAAAUAUCUGGAGAAAUCGGACAGCAGCUGUAGUUUGGAUUUUGCCAAGUUUGUGCAUUAUGUAGACCAAAAUAGAGAUGGUAGAAUUGGUGCCUUAGAUAUUACAAAUGCUGUCAAGAAACUUGGCAUUUCCCUAACUCGCCAUGAAACACCUCGUCUUGUAAAGUGUAUGGAUAGAAAUUGGAAUCUUGCAAUCAGCUUUGAUGAGUGGAGGAAUUAUUUGUUCUUUCAUCCUUCUUUGGACUUGGAAGACAUUUACCACUAUUGGAGGCAAUCUACAUUACGUGAUAUUGAAGAUGAAACACUUGUGCCUGAUAAUUUCACACGAACCAAGAUGCAAACUGGCAUUUGGUGGCGACAUCUGGUGGCUGGGGGUAUAGCAGGGGCUAUUUCUAGAACAUCCACAGCCCCACUAGAUAGGUUAAAGGUGUUCCUACAGGUGAAAGGGGCUGAAUUUGCAUCAGUGCGAUCUUGUUUUGUGCACAUGUUGCAUGAGGGUGGUGUUCACUCCUUGUGGCGAGGUAACGGAAUCAAUGUACUAAAGAUAACACCAGAAAGUGCACUUAAAUUUAUGGCUUAUGAACAAGCCAAACAAUUUAUCCAAUGUGCUGGAAACAGUAACCGAGACCUGGGAAUAUUAGAAAGAUUCAUGGCUGGAUCAGUGGCCGGAGGAAUCUCCCAGACAAUCAUUUAUCCACUAGAGGUCUUAAAAACUAGAUUGGCUCUCAGAAAUACAGGACAAUAUUAUGGAAUCCCGGAUGCAGCCAAAAAAAUGUAUAACAGUGGUGGAAUUAACGUUUUUUAUCGAGGUUAUGUGCCAAAUCUUUUUGGUAUCUUGCCGUAUGCAGGGAUUGAUUUAGCUGUUUAUGAAACUCUUAAGAAAAUGUACCUGAGACAGCACUUUAAGCAAGAGGACCCAGGAAUUCUAGUCUUCUUAGCAUGUGGAACCAUUAGCAGCUCAUGUGGUCAAAUAGCAAGUUAUCCAUUUUCUUUAGUUAAGACAAAACUACAGGCUCAAGAAAAGAAUGGAAAUGGCAUGAUCUCUAUGUUUCGUAGCAUCAUCCAACAUGAAGGAUUGGUCGGAUUAUACCGGGGAAUAACUCCAAAUUUCAUGAAAGUUGCUCCAGCUGUCAGUAUCAACUAUGUAGUAUACGAACAUGUUCGUAAAAUGUUUGGAGUCUCAAUGACAUAACCUUUGUUGUACUUAGUUGCAAAUUUAGAAUGACUGACUUCAGAAUUAUCUCAGUUUUUUUUGUUUUGUUUUUAUUGUGAGAGUUCAAAAAAGGUUAAAUUCCAAGUGUGAGAUUAACGUAUUUCUGUAUGUCCGUUAUUAGUGAAAAAAAGGUUUCAUUUGUUAAAUAUUUUGUUGUAAAGUAGCCAGUAUUAUAUGCAAUUAUAAGUUGUAUCAUGUGAAGACUAUGGUUUUGUCCAUUGGUCAGUCAGAGUUUAAAGGAUUUUAGAGUUAUUGUAUAUUUAAAAGGCAUUUGAAUGAAAACAUUUUUUUUUCUGAAUUUUAAAAUACUAUAUUCGGAGAUGUGAAAGCUACAUCAUCUCUUUGUUGUGUAUAAAAUUGGUAAAAAUAAGCAAAAAGAAAUUUUUCAAGUUAAACAGACUAUCUUAAACUAUCAAAUGGACUUCACUGUUGCAAAAAACUAUUAGCAUUCCAUGAUUUUUCAUUUGUCUAUAUGUUGUUUGUCAUUAAAACUAUGAUUCAAAUUUUUAUUUACAGAACUGUUUAUCCAAUUCUUAAAUCCAUGAUUUCUAAAAAAAAAGAUAGCCUAACACAGAAAAAUAAAGUUUCAAUGAUGUUAUAUAGAUUAAACUAGUAAUCAAAUAUAAUGACUCUACGAUACUCAAAUCAGUCAUUUUCUCUUGUAGAAUAAUUUACUUAUCUAUUAUUAAUUAAAUUAAAAUCGUUUUAUAAAAAUAAUUUUAAUUUAGUGAUACUUGUUACUAGUCAAAAAAUAAAUUGAUUAGAUUAACACAGACAAAAAAAAUGUCAGCAUUUAUGGCUUCACCAACAUUUUAUUGUGAAGGAGUAAAUUCUGAAUUAAUAUAGGUGCAUAAAACGUUGAUGAAAUAAGUUAGCUAUGUUUGAUGUCAUCAAUAAUAACACAAUACUAUUCCAAAAAGUGAGACAAACGACGUGCUGGGAAUCAUUGUAAAUCCAUUUAUAACAAUAUAAAACCACACAAACAGAAAUUGAAGCCAGUUUAUUGUUUUGUUAUUUUUAUUUCCUUGUGUUUAGUUUUAAUGUGAUAUGUAUAUUUUGAAUAAUUUGCUUUACAUAUUGACUUAUUUAUAUUUUCUUGAAAACCUCAUCCAGCAUUUUUUGAGCUUACAAGUUUGCAUUACUGCAGUACUUUUAACAUUUUUUUUAUCAAACAUGAAGAAGUGGUUUCGUGUGUGUGUAUGGUCAUUACUGUAAAUUGUAACAAAUGCAAAAAAAAUUACCAUUUCGUAUACACAUUUGCUACAAGAAAUUGUUUAAGAGUUAUGACUUACUUGGAUGCUAAUUAAAAACCAAUGGACGUUUGACGACUUUAUCGUGUUCGUUUCUGAUGGUGAAGCAGUCAUAAGGUGUAUAAACAGUUUCAGAAAUCACUUGAUUGAAACCUUCAGUGGGCAGCAUUGAUCUAAAGGCACUGAUGUGCAGAAAUUUUGGAUUUCUUUACUAAGACCUUCAUUAAACAGUCCAUAAAAUGUAAAAGUCGAUACAUUUAUACUUGUUAAGUAUGUCAUCAUUUUAUGAACGACUUUUUAUUUCUGCUACUAUUAAAUAAUGCGUGAAGAAUUGCUUUCGAUUUUCAGAGCAAAGAUAAACUAUAAAAUGUAAUAAAUUCUCGCAAUUAAAAUUUUAUUUAUAUAUAUGAGUGUGGAAUAGCUCUUGUAGUGAUUCUCAUUUGAAAA